Messenger RNA from Nilaparvata lugens (brown planthopper), 1354 nucleotides. RefSeq lists its product as uncharacterized. Gene Ontology annotation, molecular function: calcium ion binding. NCBI's taxonomy places the organism in Eukaryota, Metazoa, Arthropoda, Insecta, Hemiptera, Delphacidae. The record is from RefSeq and is a predicted model, not a curated record. Bases 501 to 1145 code for a protein of 214 amino acids. The transcript has 11 exons.
AAACUUAUUUUUCUCAACUUCAAAGACAACCCAAUCACUAGAAAGGCACGUUUCUCGAUCAUUUCGUGACACUAAAUUCAGUUUGCCCAAUUAAAAAUUAUUUUUGAAGCACUUGUGCACAACAAAUUGCGUCACUGUUUGAAACAAACAAGUCGGGUUUUUCGUUUAAAUAGGACGGGUCUUGAAGGCAGAAACCAUCCGAAGUGCUACAGUCGAAGAAGUCACAUCUAGUUGUCUUCAUCCUGUGGUGCUGAGCAGAAGUUGAGACGUCCGUCUUCAGUCUGUCGUUUUGCUGCCUUCAGCCGCUUCACUGCAACAUUAUCACCGUCCUACUGACGGGUCUUGAAGGCAGAAACCAUCCGAAGUGCUACAGUCGAAGAGGUCACAUCUAGUUGUCUUCAUCCUGUGGUGCUGAGCAGAAGUUGAAACGUCCGUCUUCAGUCUGUCGUUUUGCUGCCUUCAGCCGCGUCACUGCAACAUUAUCACCGUCCUACUGCAAAAUGCUGCGAUUGGCAAGCUUAAGCGCAUUGCUGGUGGUUAUCAGCUUGGCUAGCUACCAAGUUUCCGCCGAUGAUGCGCCUAGUUUCGAUAGACCUGUACGAAAUGCCUACACUGAUUAUCCAAAGUAUAGAGCACCUCCUAAUAAGAAUGAUGUCGAGAAAGAUUACACGGAGUUCGAAUAUAAUGUCCAAGAGGCAAUCUGGGACGCGCACGAUGCUGCCAGACAGGAUGAAGAUGGAGAUCACGAGCAUAUCGAAUACGAAGAGUUUUCUAAAUUCAUGAAAACAUUCUAUGAAAAAAGGACGGAUCCGAAGAACACAGAUAGGGUGCACCUCUCAGAUUCUCAUAUACGCGCUCUCUUCCGAAUCUAUGACAAGGACCACAACAACAAAUUGAGCAAGAAAGAGGCACUUGUCGGACUUCUUCAGCACCAGGAAUUCUUAUUUUUUGGGGUGGACCACAACAACAAAUUGAGCAAGAAAGAGGCACUUAAUCAACAUGACUCUUCUCAUAAGGCAGGUGAAAAAUACGCUCUCUCUCAGAACAUUGACUUCCUUGAGCUGUUCCAGCGCAUGCUUUCCCACAACAGACUGAAAUUGGGUUGGGAGAACACCAUGGGAGUUGUACCAGCAGGCAGCAACUAAUGAUAACAACACAAAAGGAUUUUAUCGGAAAUUGUCAAACAAUAACAUGAAUGUAUAUCUCCUUCCUAUUAUCAUUAUUUUUAUCACAUUGAAUUCUCUUAUCAUUUUAUUAUAUUAUUGUAUGUAAUUAUUAUAAUUACUGUUGUUAUUUCAUUUAUUAUCUACAGGGUUUUUGGGUUAAUAAAGUGUGAGUGUGUUCAAGCAUUGAA